Gossypium raimondii (Peruvian cotton) is the source of this 2035-nucleotide messenger RNA. Its product is annotated as protein NRT1/ PTR FAMILY 6.3. Gene Ontology annotation, biological process: transmembrane transport; response to nitrate; oligopeptide transport. Gene Ontology annotation, cellular component: membrane. NCBI's taxonomy places the organism in Eukaryota, Viridiplantae, Streptophyta, Magnoliopsida, Malvales, Malvaceae. Gene Ontology annotation, molecular function: nitrate transmembrane transporter activity. Bases 115 to 1875 code for a protein of 586 amino acids. The record is from RefSeq and is a predicted model, not a curated record. The transcript has 5 exons.
CACCACCCGACAAUACCACUACUACUACUACUCUUCACUUCGAUUCGAUCUAAUUUCCUCUGCUUCAUUAGCAUUAUCAGAGCUUUCUGCAGCCUUUUUUUCAUAUAUCAACCAAUGUCUCUCCCUGUAACACAAGGGAAAACCCUUCCUGACGCAUGGGACUACAGGGGCUGCCCCGCCGAGCGGUCCAAGUCCGGUGGUUGGACCAGUGCAGCCAUGAUUCUAGGUGUUGAGGCAUGUGAGAGGCUAACAACGUUAGGUAUCGCUGUUAAUAUGGUGACAUAUUUAACCGGCACCAUGCAUUUGGGAAAUGCUUCCUCAGCCACCACCGUCACCAACUUCCUUGGCACAUCUUUCAUGCUUUGUCUUCUCGGUGGUUUUAUCGCCGACACUUUUCUUGGCAGGUAUCUCACAAUUGGAAUCUUCGCCACCGUUCAGGCAACUGGCGUCACCAUUUUGACAAUCUCAACAGUGAUCCCAAGCCUAAGGCCUCCAAAAUGCAGUAGGGACAGUGUCACUACAUGCACCCCAGCAAGCGGCAUACAACUCGUUGUUCUCUACUUAGCCCUUUACCUGACCGCCCUCGGUACAGGCGGUCUCAAAUCGAGUGUUUCAGGGUUUGGAUCAGAUCAGUUCGAUGAUUCGGACCCUGAAGAGAGAUCCCAAAUGACAAACUUCUUCAACUGGUUCUUUUUCUUCAUAAACAUAGGCUCACUUGGUUCAGUGACCAUUCUGGUAUACAUCCAGGAUAAUUUAGGGCGUGAAUGGGGUUACGGUAUUUGUGCUUGUGCUAUUUUGAUGGGGUUGGUGGUGUUUCUAUUGGGUACCAAGCGUUACCGUUUCAAGAAAUUGGUUGGGAGCCCAUUGACCCAAAUCGCUGCAGUGUUUGUAGCUGCCUGGAAAAAAAGGCAUCUGGAAUUGCCAUCUGAUUCGUCGUUGCUGUUCAAUAUUGAUAAUGUAACUGAAGGAUCAAUGAAGAAGAAGAAGAAACAAAAGUUGCCCCACAGCAAGCAGUUUCGAUUCUUAGACAGGGCCGCGAUCAUGAACCAAUCUGGUCUUGAGGCAAACAAGUGGAGUUUAGCUACAUUAACGGAUGUUGAAGAAGUGAAAAUGGUGCUCAGAAUGUUGCCAAUUUGGGCAACCACUGUCAUAUUUUGGACUGUCUAUGCCCAAAUGACAACGUUUUCAGUUUCUCAGGCUACAACUAUGGAUCGUCACAUUGGCAAAUUUCAAAUCCCACCCGCGUCACUCACAGUUUUCUUCGUCGCUGCCAUUCUCUUGACUGUCCCAGUUUAUGACAAGCUCAUUGCUCCAAUUGCAAAAAAGGUGUUAAACAAUCCACAAGGUUUAACCCCUUUGCAAAGGAUCGGGGUUGGUUUAGUUUUAUCCAUAAUAGCCAUGAUCGCGGCAGCGCUGACGGAAAUAAAGCGAUUGAGAACCGCAAGCUCACAUGGUCUUACAACCAACCCGGUGGCUAAAAUCCCAUUAAGCGUCUUUUGGUUGGUCCCUCAGUUUUUGUUAGUGGGGGCCGGGGAGGCCUUCACAUAUAUAGGGCAGCUUGACUUUUUCUUAAGGGAGUGCCCCAAAGGGAUGAAAGCAAUGAGUACAGGUUUAUUUUUGAGUACCCUUUCAUUAGGAUUCUUCGUUAGUUCUUUGUUGGUAACCGUAGUUCACAAGGUCACCGGUAACAAAAAACCAUGGCUACCAAACAAUCUGAACCAAGGGAGGCUCUAUAAUUUCUAUUGGCUUUUGACAAUUUUGAGUUGCUUCAACUUGGGAAUUUACUUGGUUUUUGCUAAAUGGUAUAUGUACAAAGACAAGAGGCUUGCAGAUGAAGGGAUUGAAUUGGAAGAAGCCGACCCUACCUUCCAUUAGAAGAACAUGACAGUUUCUUAAACUGGUUAAGAUUUUUGUGCUUAUAUUAUAACUUUGUAUUAUUUUUAGUCCUUCGCUUGACUUUCAAUAAGUCUGAAACCCUCUUUACUUAUACAAAAAGAAUUGUAAAGGAUCAACAUGGAAACUUCGAAAUGAUAUA